Molecule: messenger RNA, 879 nt
Organism: Penicillium nucicola
Lineage: Eukaryota; Fungi; Ascomycota; Eurotiomycetes; Eurotiales; Aspergillaceae
Exons: 3
Coding region: 1-879 (292 amino acids)
Cellular component (GO): cytoskeleton
Molecular function (GO): actin filament binding
Source: RefSeq, a predicted model, not a curated record
AUGUCAUCGGUCGCAUCGACAGUCGAUCCGACUUCAAAGAAAUCUGCUCUGAACAUAGCGACAGACGCAAAUGGCGAAGUCAAAAAGCUUCACCAUAUCCCCCGCCCUGCAACCAAGGAGGCCGAAAGAAAAUGGCUCCUCGAACAGAUGGCGGGUGCUUUUCGCAUAUUCGCCAAACUAGGAUUUUCGGAUGGCAGUAGCGGGCACAUAAGUCUUCGAGACCCUAUCGAACCCCACACCUUCUGGAUCAAUCCGUAUGGCAUACACUUUGCCCUCCUCAAGGUCUCCGAUAUGGUUCGAGUAGACGAGGAAGGAAAUCGAGUCGCAGGUGCAGACAAGCCUGUCAACGCAGCAGGUUUCAUUAUUCAUUCUGCGAUCCAUCAGAAGCGACCGGAUAUUCAUGCCGCUUGCCAUAUGCAUAGUCCGUAUGGCAGAGCGUGGAGCACAUUCGGCCGGGCUAUUGAUAUGUUCAAUCAAGAUUCCUGCAUGUUCUAUGAUGAUCUUUCGGUAUAUCCCGCCUUUGGAGGCGUUGUCUUUGCAAAGGAGGAAGGCCAACGGCUCGCUGAAUAUCUUGGUCCUAAGAACAAGAAUCUGAUUAUGCAGAAUCAUGGACUACUUACUGCUGGAGGAACCGUUGCCGAAGCAGCGGCGUUCUUCAUUGCGCUAGAAAGGGCAUGUCAGACGCAGCUUCUGGUGGAAGCUUCGACAGCACCGGGCUCUAACGGAGCAAGAGAUGGCAUUCUGAAGAAAACAAUCGUCGAUCAUGAAACGGCCACAUACACCAAAAAAGGAACGGGCACUCCUGAAGUGAUGUAUAUGCAAUUUGAGCCCGAAUAUCAAUUGAUUUUGAAGGAAACGGGAGGUGACUUUUUGGAUUGA